AUGUUACGCAAAGAAGUGUUGCCACCAGAAAGGGAUCCCCCGCAACCGCCCUUCAUCUUGAAGUUACCAAUGGUCCCUCGAGCACCCGAUCAGUUGGCGUUGACCAUAGAUCCCCCGAGGGCCUGGUUUACUACUUUGGGAGGAAUUUCCAAGUAAGUAUGGGAAUGUUUUGAAAAUUCAGAGUCAGAUGAAAUGUUUUCAUAAUUCUACAUGAUAAAAUACGAACAGAGAAGGCAAAGCUUAUAUAGCGGCGGAGCUUAACCAAUCACCCAAAACACGCAGGGCUUGUUCCCGGAAGGAUAGGAAGAUCCACGAUAAGGUUCCCUCCUUUUCUGGCAAAACAGUAAAGGAAAGAUAGAAUUUUUUUGACAAAGGUUCUUUUUCAUUUUCGUUUCAAAAAGCGCGCAAGAAACCAGCGCGCCCUUCCCGCUACCAAAUCUGCUUAUUUUUGGCAACUGGAUUAGGUUCGCAACUGAAAAUAAUACCUUCAGUUGCGAACUGAACUUGAGUCACAAUAAGUUGGAUAGUCACUUUUCUCCUCCGAAUAACCAUUAAAAGUAAAGAUUUGAGGUUUUACAACUCCCCGUCUAUACGAUCCUUCUUUUCAGACAUCUCCUCUGCAAUCACGGACCGGACCGACUGGCGAUGAAGGUGCGGUGCAGUAACAAUCAUGCCUUCCGGGUUAAUCCCGUUUUCUCUUUCCUCAGUGAAGGGCAGACUCAAGAAUUCGAAGUAAGUCCAUUAUUUCCUGCGCUAAUCUGCUUAAUUUGCAGUUAAUCCGCCUUCAAGGUGGCGAACCGCGAAAAGACAAGGUCCAGUUGUUGUUUACCAUCGCCCGGGACAGUGAUAAUGAUCCAGUUCAGCUUUUUGGGAACAAUUCCAAAGUCCGAUCAGUGGUUCUUCACAUAACAACAAUCUGAUAUCUUAUGAGGAUAUAUGGCGCGCGCGUUCUCUUCGUUUUGGGCCUUGUCGCAAAAACCCGCGAUUCCUUGUCUGUGGACUCACCAGACAAGAAAGGCUAAAUUCUGGUCUAAAAGAUCAGUCUGUCGGUGCACAUUACCUCUCAUUUGGGGCAGAGUUUAUUUGGGACAGAUCGGCUGUCGGCCUUCUAUGUAUAGCCAAUAUUGCGAAUUUGUUUGACUAGCUAUCCAAAUUACAACCAAAAUUUUUUCUCGUUUGGCUAGCCAAAGUUUCCGAAUGACACUGAAGCCCCGAAAAUAUUAGUUAGCCGAAAGGUUGGAAUGGGUAUUAAAGAGUAGGAGUGACUGAGAGCAGGAACCCAUAAAUGGCCAAAAACCUGCAUUGGCUAGCGAAGUUAGCCAAACUGUUAGAAUCCCUCACACAUAAUUUUUUUGUCACGUUGCCCCGUUUUGCGAUUUUUUCGAGGAGCGAGAAGACCUAGUUUCCUGUCUUCAGACAAGAAAUCGCGGUUUUCUGCGAUGAGGCCGGAAAUGAAUUAGGCUAGCCUUAUAAAUGUUAUGACUGAUCGCGUCAUGAGUUCGUAAUAAAAAUUGACAACAUCAACCAAUAAUCGGGCCUUUGUUCGAACUUAUUUGAGUUAAUUACCAUCAGCAACAUCAUUAUGUCCCGUAAUGUGCCGAAAGAGUCGAAAUAAGAUUAACAUUCAGACCCAUAGUAAACAAGAGAUAAAAACAUGUAUGCAUUCUCCUCACGACAUACGUGCUCCCCACCCCGGAUCAUCGUAUCUUGUGAAUUUAUAACACAUAAGCGGAUUAAGUAUACUCCCAACAUAAAGAUUGCGUCAAUUAGAAUAAUCCCCCAUAUCUUUAUUUAAGGCCCCGAGAGCUCCGAAAAUGGCCUUAAAGACUUGUUGAAAGAGAUCCGCUGGGAAAUCUGGUCUUAUCUCUCGCUGUUUGCCUCAGGCCCUAAUUGUUGCUGGACACGAAUCGACCCGAGUAAUGGGUUUUGGGGUUCCACUCCUUAUCCUUGAUGUUCUUGGUUACAUAACGUAGUUUGUGUAGUAAUGUGAGUGAAAAAAGAUUGGGAAGGAGUGCUGAAUAUGCCCCUGGAACCCCCAUCAGAUUAAGGUUUCCGGCCCUCUAAUUGCCGGAGAUUAACGGUAAAGAGAGUAGCUGUAGUUGGGUGACCUUCUAUGGCCCAAUCUUUGGGAAUAAACCGCCCUAACCAAAGACGGCCAACUUCUCGGGACCGCCAAAUGUCCAACCAAUUGCAUAAUUGAAGGCCGGUGAUGACGGUGCUUAUUUUGGGGCAGGUUUUCGUGUUAUCUUCUGCUCCCCUCAUUAAUGCAUGGGGAUAAAAAGACGUGCCAUAUGACUGCUUCCGAAUUCUAGAUGACUGCUCGCCAUUAAAAUAUAGAUAAUUCCAUCCUCUUGUCUCGACGGAUAAAUGACCGAAGUCCGGGCCCUCAGGCAAUCAACGUGAAUUCAAUCCUGGUCCUUCUGAUUGGGGUCGGCGGCGGGUUUCUCUUUGUGGUCACGGGUAUCUACAUCUACUUCUGCCUUCUCAAACAUGUCAAAAAGUAAGUGGCUUUGCAUCUUCCUACUUUUCGUUAAAUUACUUUUCAUCAAAUUCCCAUUUUUUAUUUAGAAUUCAGAAGCCCAAUGAGGCGCACCAAAGCCGACCAGCCAAGAAUUCGACGGACUCUGUCCCCGAACAGACCCUGCUCCAAUCAACGCGUGAUUUGGAGGCCAGUACUGUCUUCAGUCACACCGAACAGGAUAUAUUAUCCUUGGAUUUUCCCUUGGUCAAAAAUAAAACUACCAAAAUCGAGGAUUCUGAAGGGAAUCUGACCGAUUCUAGCUCCCUACGUCGUAACACUAUCGCUCAAACAACGUCCAAUCCAUUGCAGAAGACGGACACCAGCAGAAGAGACACGCUGCCACCCAAGAUGACAAAACCUCUGUUUAUCCACCCCCAACCAUCAUAUCAACGACUUCAGAGCAACAAGCCGACGGUCCUCAGAAGUUCCGAGCUCUUGAAUGAAACUUGGGAAGAAGAGAUAAAAAGGCGAUCCUAUGAUAACCUCCAUUUAAAGAGGCCUGGGACUGGCCGCAAGCUGCCCAGCGUUGAAUUCGCGGAAUCUCAACAAAUAAAGGUGAGUGGAGAGAUAGGCGAAGUAUAUCAAUAUACCAGAAUAGAGUGA
This is a messenger RNA of Bursaphelenchus xylophilus (pine wood nematode), 3124 nucleotides long. The record is from the annotation of a GenBank genome assembly. Lineage: Eukaryota; Metazoa; Nematoda; Chromadorea; Rhabditida; Aphelenchoididae.